Coregonus sp. 'balchen' is the source of this 3770-nucleotide messenger RNA. Lineage: Eukaryota; Metazoa; Chordata; Actinopteri; Salmoniformes; Salmonidae. The record is from the annotation of a GenBank genome assembly.
AUGUCUGCUCAUGACAACAACAUGAGGGACAGGAAGAAGUUGUUGGAACAGUUUAAUGAAAUGACCUGGCAGCAGCCAGAAUGGAGAACCCGUUCUAACGGCUCCCUGGUUAAAUAAAGGGAAAAAAAAUUUAAAAAAUAGAGCCGCACUGCCGGGGCUAUAAUUAAUAGAAUUUGAGGUUACAGGUUUUCCAAGGGCUUAUUGUUAAUUUCUUUCCCCUGCUGGCCUACAACGGAGAUCACAAAAUAAUUCAACAGUAGGGGGUUUUGCAUUGACCCCAUUGUCUUAUGUAGAUGGGUCACCCCUAUGGAGUCGUCCCUCAACGAUCGUGCGGGUAAAAUCAAGUCGCAUCUGAAUGAGACAAGUUUUGAUCCGUGUUUAUUCUACAAAGCAAUGUCGCAAAUGCGACAUGUGUAAUGGAAAAACUUGGGAAAAAAAGUAAAAUAUCGCCCACUUCGUUCCUUUUCGAGGGUGGAUUUUUUUUGUCUAACCCUUUAUUGUAAAAAAUCAAUUGAAACUGUGUUUUGGGGAAAAAAUAAUGUUUUCGAAAAUUUUAGGUACGCGGGGCACGAUGUCCCCCAAAAAUUAAAAGCACCGUCUACUUUUAAUUCAAAUGCUUUUGCAAAAUCCUUUUCUAAAAAAUUUUUUGCGGACAAGGUUGUUUUAAACUUUAAAGAACCCAAAAUUGUUUCACUUUGCUUUUGGUUCUGCUUAACCUCAACAUCCAAUUUUUAGAUCUACGCUACGGGAGUGCAAGUUCCAUGAUAAAAUUUAUUUUAUUAAUUUCUAUUGCAUUCUACGGUUUCACCGUGGUAAGAUGAUAAAUUAAAAAAUUUAGAAAAAAUUUUUGUUUAUAUCCAUCUGGAUUUGGGGCGGGUACCUAGACAUAAAACAGAUAUGUCAAAGGGCAUACAAUUCUUAAAACCAAUAAUUUUUACCUAGUUUAAUAAGCUGCAACUUGAAAUAAAAAAUUUAGUUAUGCCUAAAUGACAAUAUGGUAAAUUAGCACAUUACCAUUUUGAAAAGGGUUUUGUAGUUGUCCAUUUUUUUUUUUUGUUUCAUUUUUUGGUAAAAAAUUUAAAAGGUCCGGUGAAACGUCACAACUCAAAAAAUCGGGCAUUUUCCACAUUGGAAUUCAAGUAAAACUUCCCAGCGAAAUGAGGAAUUUCCAAAUAACUCUGACAGCUGGGAACACGGUUUAUUCUUUUUUCCCAAAAAUUUUUUGUUUUAUGUGUGACGCAUUAGUCAAGGGUUUAUCACAUGGGGUCGUUAAAUGAAAACACCCCCCCAAGCAGGAUUGUCAAAAUUUUUUUCUUGAAAAAUUUUCAAAGUCAUCAAAAAAAAUUGAAAGUUAUGGAAAACUGUCUGUUGCAAGGUCGUAAAGGGCAGAAAAAAAGGUUUGAAAAACCCCCAACUGUUGAAAACCAAAUCUAGCCCAGUAGCAUGGGAAAAUAAUAAUUUUGAUGUUUUUUUCCAGGGAAAUUAUUUUAGAAUUGAUUUCCGGGUUUUGGGACAGUGGCGAAAAUUUGUCUUAAAGGGAACGUUAAAAGGGCAUUACCCCGGGAUUGUGGGAAAAAAGCCGAAUUAAGUAUGGAACUAGGAACCUCAAGUUAAAUGAACGGAGUUCCUUUUGGUUUUGAUUAUCUUUCUGAAAAAAGUUUAGAAGUCGGAAAGUUAAUUUUCCCACUUCGAUACACAAAAUGUGGUUUUGCUCUCUGCUAUAAACCAAUCGCAUCCUUCCCAAAACCAUUUUUAAUUUUUAAAUUUUUUUGUUGUGGGGCAAAAUUUUAGCGUGGUGAAAAAAAUAUACUAAAUGAAUAUAGCAGAAAACCCUUUCAUUUUUUUUUACACUACAUAAAAAAAUACAUUGGAUUGAAAAAAGUAAUCAAAAACUGGUUUUUUUGAGGGAAAAAUUUAUCCACAGGACUGUCACAGGUUCCCAAUUUUAAAACAUGAAUAACGUUUUGUAAAUAUGUUAAUUUGUCCCUUUAAAAAAACCUUUUAGGACCUAGAAACCCAUGUCAGAAUAAAAAAAAAUGUCUCCCGGGGUUUUUUAACCCCUUCGUACUAUAAAUUUUUGCAGCCCAAAAAUAGAAAAAAAAAAACAGGAAAAAUACAUAAAAAUUAUUUAAAGUGAUUUAACUUUUUGAUUUUGUCAUGUUUUUUAUUAGUUUUUUGGUGAGAGGAACGGAAUCAAUCAUAUCAAUAUUAAUUUGGACAAACGGGAAUUAAACCAGAAGGGGCACAGAGGGAACAUCCAGGUGGAAAUAAAUCCCCUUAAAAUUUUUGCUUUUUGUUUGGUUGAAAAACCCAAAAAAAUUCAAAUUCCUUUGAAAUACAAUAAAUGGCCUAUUACUUGACGUUCUUUAACUCAACCAAAAACCAAAAGUUAAAGGAUGGGAUUAAGCCAGUUGUUCAAAUGGAAUUUGGUUGUGCUUUAGAUGGUGACAGCAUAGUGAUAAAAACAUUGGGAAAUUAAACUACAUUUUGGCUGACUUUUUUGAGUGGGUGAAUGUAGGUUGUAAUCUCAUUGAUCAACGUCUCAACCAAAUACUACCCAAUUAUCCACGUUGAAAUGAUGUGGUGUGCCCAGUGGUAGUUAUCAAAAUGACUCUAUGAACUAAUCAUAAAGCAUGUGUCAGCAUGGGAUGUAAAGGUACAGUAUCUUCCCUGAUGAGGAAUAUAUUGAUGGUGAAUUCCCUGGAAUCUGUCCUAUUUCCUAAUCUUUCCUUUCUAUUUACAGAACCCUGUCUCAUGGAGCUGUUGUCAAAGACUGGACUAGAAGAUCAUUAUGAAAACAAGCUGACGUUAAGUACUGUCCUUGAGAUAAAUGCUGCUACUACAUCAGAUGAACACUUACCACUAUGAAGUCAUCUUCCAGGGGCCUUCCUUAAGAAAUUAAUGAUGGCAAAUGUGAAUGCUAGGAGUGUCAAAAUGUAUGUCCUCUGACCAGGAGGUUCCAUAUUAUGGAGCAGGACAACCCUGGACACUGAACUCUGAUACCAGCAAUGUAGUUAAUCCACUGGACCUGAUUAACUGCCCUGUUUCUGUGCUCAGAUAGUUUCCUACAGCAGGAGAUGGUCCAGAAAAUGUCCAUGUGUCAGUUUGCUGUUCCUCUCCUGCUGCCCAAACUGUGAAACAAAACAAAGCACUUUGAUGCUGUGGGCCUGAGGGAAUAGUGAAGAAGUUUAGACCCUCUUCCCAAAAUGCCACAAAUGCUUUUGUGGAGGAGAGAAUAGUUCUCUCUGAUAUUCCUAUGGUGUCUUUUGUUAGGCUAGGGAGAGAGCGCUUGACCAAGUCUCAGAUUUUGAACAAGUUGCUUAGUAACCUCAAACAGUACCAUGAUACAUUUGUCAUCCAUGAUAUGGAAUGUGGCGAUUGUCCCUCGCAGAAUCUCAGAUGGUCUAGUUGAAUCAGCUGGUACUUUCCAUCUGGGAACAGAAACAUAGACAUGUUCACUAAGCCUGUGGCUGUUGCCAAUCUCAGAGGAGGCAUCAGGUCCUUCGAAAAACAGUUUCUCCUUUCUGUGUCAAAACAUCAGCUGCAGUUUACAUUUCAUUGAUGACUUUGAGGCAGAUCUCAAGAUUUUGGAUGAAAAAAUCACAAAAGCAGAGUUAUUUCUGGUUGUCAACUCUCAGAGCAAAACAUUCAAGGUGGAUACAUUGAAGAAAAUGAUCACACAAUACAGUAUCAAAGAAACAAAUGUGAUUGUGAAAAAGAAGCAGAAUGAUGCACAAUUUGUUCAAAACCCUGCAGUCAACUGUGGGUGA